Messenger RNA from Mesorhabditis spiculigera, 972 nucleotides. The record is from the annotation of a GenBank genome assembly. NCBI's taxonomy places the organism in Eukaryota, Metazoa, Nematoda, Chromadorea, Rhabditida, Rhabditidae.
AUGACCUUCACCACUAACCUACUGACUAUUCUCAUCGUUUUCUCCCCGUUCGCCGGCGCGCAGCUGAACACCACGGCGCUGCUAGAUUUCCCGGGAGUCGUUGAGCCGUCGCCUCCAUUCUACACGCUGCCGGAAGCGUCGACCAUCGAGCAACCACUGCGGGGCCCCUUCUGCUGGACGGACGCGCUCAUCUCGGCCGUCCUCAUCGCCAUCGUGUGCUUUUGCGGGGAUGAUGAGUUGCCGUUGCAGCUUCAAGAGUUCCUUGGCACGGCGGAAGGUGAGACCGAGGCACCCACUGAGGCGCCAACCGCCGCCAAACCCACCGGCAUCGUCCAAAUGAAGGUGCGCCAGGUGCCGGUCGAACAGCUCGAUGACCGUUUCCAGCUCGAGAUGCCGCAGCUCAUCCAGGACGCCUACCUGGUGACACCGGAAUUUGGCAGCGCUCACUCGGCCAUGGCCCACCCGGAUCGUUGCCUCCUCUACGUCCACUACCUUCCCGAAAUUGACGCCCCGAACGCCAAGCCGCGCAUCACCUUCCGAUACGCCGACCGCGAGGCACGACACUACGACAAACGUGCCGAAGAGGAGGACAGCGCCAUCGAAUGGGACUUUGCCAUCGACCUGCUCGACGCGGCCACCUACCUGGGCCGUCAGCCGACCGCUGACUGUGACUUCUACGCCGUGCAACGGAUCCGCAUCCGCAUCAACGAGUCGGCCGACACCACCGACAUCGGCAACAGCCAGGCCGUCAUCUUCAAGGUGCAUCGCGGUAAGCGAUCCGAGUCGCUGGAGACGCCGAAGCGUGAAAAGUCGCUGCUGAAGCGUUUGGGAGGACGUCUUCGCAAUGUGCUGCGCGGAACGCCCUCCUCCGCGUCGAAAACGUCGCUCAACUCUUCGUCGACAUCGCUCAUCCCUCCUCCGCAGACCCGUCGCUCGGUGUCGAUGCCUCAACUGUCCCUCCAUUCUGACUGC